Molecule: messenger RNA, 1760 nt
Organism: Anopheles stephensi (Asian malaria mosquito)
Lineage: Eukaryota; Metazoa; Arthropoda; Insecta; Diptera; Culicidae
Exons: 2
Coding region: 396-1460 (354 amino acids)
Source: RefSeq, a predicted model, not a curated record
CCUGGCAACACUGCCCCGCGGCGGUGUUAUUUUUCAGUCAUAUGUUACGAAGCAGCGUGCAAAGCGGAAUAGUGAAAAGACUGCGAAAUGAGGAAGGCACGGGCACGAAAAUAGUGUCCCGUAGCAUAACAACGUAUUUUGUUGUUGUUGUUAUUGAACAUCUCUACACACCUGCAUCAUUCGAAACGCAAGAUCCCACCCACCCCAAACUAGUUUCUAAACUCUUCCGCGUAUAAUAAGUGUUGAGGUGUUUUUGUGCGCGCUUCGUCAAAUCGUACCUGUACAAAGCCGGUGGCGGAGGGAGUGGCGUUGCGAUAGGGAUCGAGAAACCGGAAGUUUGUCUGCGUUUUAUCACACUCAACACACAACGGAGCUUCACACUACGGAGCAGCAGAAUGGUGAUAUCGGCGGAACAUGAGCGUAAUGGCAUCGCAGACUUCUUCACGCAGGUUGAUCCUGAAGUGCGCAAAGUUACGCUAGCGAUUGGGAACAUCAUCUCGAAGAACUCCAUCAAAGAGAUCACGUUGGAAAAGUCUUUAAACGUGAUGAUGGAACAUUGCCGUGAUGCUGGAACGUUGCUGGCUAAAAAUAUCGUUAAAACAGAGUACCUCAUCAAAUACCUGCAAAGCUACAGCAUUAACUUACCACAGGACAGUUCGAAGGCGAUGCUGAUCGAGCAUUGUCUGCAGCUCUGGCGACGCAAAUACGGCAGCUCCACGGACGCACCAUCGUACGUACCCUCAUCUCACGAUCUGCCGGGGCCAUCGUCCGCAUCGUACGCAUUUCCAUCGACAUCCGCCGAAUCGAGCUGUUCCAGCGGGACAACGCUUCAAAACCACAUCGAUAACUAUAACGCUUUGGCCGCGUCUUCUAAUGGUGUGUUUUUCAGCGAAAAUACCAACGGACCCGGUGAUACCGAGUCGGAUACGGAUCCACCCGGGCUCGAGCAGUACCCAGUGAAUCUGCUCGCACUCGACUACACCGUGUGGUUCUUUCUCAAGUGGAACCGCAACUCGCUCGAUGAAAGUGCGUUCUGGAACGAUGCCAACUGUACCGUAAUGCUGGAAAUCAGUGAAACGCAGCAAGGCACCGAACAGGUGUGCGGCCCACAGGACAUCAUCAAUCUGAUCCUAAGCCUGAAGUUCCAGUACAACUUUCAGCUAGUGCCGAACAUUAUGUUUGACGGGUGUCAGGGCCGCAUCAUGGAGUCGGGCGUGCUGGCCCUUUCGUGCGGCGUCGUGUACAACAAUCAGCCCGGUCCGGACAAUCGGUUCGUGUGUCUGGGGGAGUUUGAAACACUGAUCGGGCUGCGGCGUGAUCCGAUGGAGAACAACAAUUGGAAGAUACGGAUGCUGAAGCUGUACAUCCAGUACAAGAAGGUGGACAAUCUGCCCGCGCUGGCAAACAGUAAAAUGCUCAACAACUGUCUUAUGAUUCCGUUAACGAUGGACAUCGUCUAGCUGCUCUGCUCUGCUCCGGGCAAGCUUCACCUCUCAUGCUCAAUGACACAAUGUGCCUUAUCUGUGGGUUUUCGAGCCGGUUGGCGGCGGUUAGAUGAACACAAUGCGUGCAGUAUACGUGCAGUUGUCUAGUAGUGUUGGCUUAGUAGUAUUAGGUAAGGUUGUAAAAAUAGAACAAAAUUGGUCAACGGAACGAUGUAUUUUGGAAAACUUUUCCAGCUAUAGUUGCACGCACAUACUCUUGUCGUUAAAUUGUGAGAAGUUGUAAUAAAACGGAAAAGAGACUUUUUCACCAGCGUG